Molecule: messenger RNA, 587 nt
Organism: Zea mays
Lineage: Eukaryota; Viridiplantae; Streptophyta; Magnoliopsida; Poales; Poaceae
Product: defensin Ec-AMP-D1
Exons: 2
Coding region: 94-318 (74 amino acids)
Biological process (GO): defense response
Source: RefSeq, a predicted model, not a curated record
UCUCACACAAUUUAAGAAGAGCCAUAUUUGAAACAGUUAAGAAUUCAUAUAUAAGAGUGCAUAUAUAUAUAUAAUCCUGCCAAGACAAAGGUAAUGGAGUCGUCACGCAUGUUCCAGCCGGCCAUCAUCCUGCUUCUCCUGCUCAUUGUGACCACCGAUGUGGCGCAGGCGGCGAGGGAAUGCGAGAAGGACAGCGAGCGAUUCCUUGGGGCAUGCAUGGCGUCGGACAACUGCGCCAACGUGUGCCGCGGUGAGGGCUUCUCCGGCGGCAGGUGCAGCACCUUCCGCCGCCGCUGCAUCUGCACUAAGCCGUGCUAAAUUAACCUACUCCCGGCAGUUCGAUGGUGGACGUUUAUUCUAUUUAUUGGCUUACUUGAUUUUUUCCCCCCUAACAAUAAGAAAACGCACGUGCUGGCAUGUACGUUGUGUUGUAUAUGCUUUUCUUGCUGGCUUCAUUUGCUGAUUACUGAUGAGUUGUAAGGUCCCUGCACGAUCCAUUUCACAUGGAUAUGAUGCUUAAUUGUAUUCCUGCUUAUAUGGUAUGUAUAUUUAAUUAAUUAAUGAUGGACCAUCGAGUUUAUUUUGUA